AUGUAUCUCGCAGGCGCCCACCUUGUCCGGUCAUGUUCCACUGAAGGCAUCAACAAACUUAUCUUCGAUGGGUUAUCUACCAUCAGAGGAAAGCUUGUCAACGACACCGAACAGGUGCUCUCUUCUUUGGAUAUAUACCCACCUGAUGAUAGUGCUCUGAGUGACGAAGAAAGGAUUGAUUAUAUACAACAGCACGUUAAUGUAUGUGAAGCCAGGAAGGCAGAAAAGGAGGGUUGGGGGCUGGUCACAGUUAAAGGGAAAGGCUUUGAGGGUGAGAUAUGUUAUGGACCGAAAUCCAUUGGGAAAUCUUUUGAGUUCCUGCCUCCCUGGGGUUGGGAUGGAGAGACAUGGAUGGGUGGUGCCCCUUGCAAUGACUGCAGUAUUCUCAAAAAUGUCUCUUCUAGUAUAGUCAAAGAUGCGGACCAUGAAUUUCAGGAUGCAGUUAUUGAGGUGGUCAAAGGAUUGUGUGGAGUGGGACAUGUGGGUUUUAGGGAAGCUGCCAAUUGGUGUGGGGGUAAACUGGAGAAGGAUAGUGUGGUGGUUGGGACUGUCAUGACACAGAAUGGACCUAUUAGUUUCUGCCAGGGCAAUGUGCAUAAGGAUGGCUUCCUCCUUGGGUGUUGGGAUAUGUGGGGAGGCAGGCGGGUGAUUGGUUAUGGAAAACAUGAGGGGCAGGGAUUGGUGUGUCUGGGGGGGGAUAUGGAGGUUGUUGGAGAAGGUGAGGUUGUCUGUGUGUUGGGGAGGCUCCUCAUGGCCAAAGUCAUUUGGGAGUUCUCCAUUGUCGGCUGGAUUGGGUGUUGUGUGGUUUCAUCAGUCAAGGUGGCUAGCAUUGGGAUUUUGUUUAAUGUGGGGGUAUUCGCAAUUCAUAGAGAUGAGUUGCUUGUUAGAGACCAGUGGUAG
Molecule: messenger RNA, 900 nt
Organism: Suillus subalutaceus
Lineage: Eukaryota; Fungi; Basidiomycota; Agaricomycetes; Boletales; Suillaceae
Exons: 10
Coding region: 1-900 (299 amino acids)
Source: RefSeq, a predicted model, not a curated record